ACGACUGUAAUGCAGUUUUUCCAUGGAGGAAGGAAAAACAUGUGUUUCCUUCCUCCAUGAGUUUUUCCGACUUCAGUCAGUUCGGAACUUACUACUUUUUUGUGCUUUUAUGGCAUCAGCGGUGGCGUACGUCCCAUUUUGAAACGGCGACCUAUUUUAACUAUCCUGCCACGACCUACUCUUUUUGGCACGCUUUUUGGAGCUGAUGAGCCGGGAGUUCACGAGGUCACCAUCAAGCCAUCAAGAGCCAACAAAAGAUCCAAUUCAAUCUCACAGAAGCUGGGAAGAUGUUUGGUAGUCGUGCUUGCACUGUAUGCUGUUUUAGUGCAGUGAUUUGUUGUUACAUUGGUUUUGUAACGUGUUCUACACACUGGAUCGUUACAGAAGAUGGCAAGAUACAACCUCAGAUGGACAGCGUGUUUUCUUUACGGCGUCCAUACGACCUGAUGGGACUCUUAGCACAAGAAGAACGGGCACACAUGGUGGAAUCUCUCAAGAAAGAACUUUUGCAACGGAAGGAAGAGAUCGACCGCUGUGAAGAUCAGGCGCAGGACGUCGAGCAGCGACUGUACGCCGCUGACCACGACUGCCUGAUCGCUGCGCAGCCACUCACGGAGUUUGACCUCUACGUCAGCACCGUGGUACCUUUCGACCACAAAAUUAAGAGUCACUCAGAUGAAAUGCUGCCCGAAGAGAUGCCACAGCCCAACUGCUCCAAAGUGAUGGACCUCAACUUUAGCAUGCAUGCCUUUGAGCACCUCGCUGGCGUGCGUGAACGACAUGCUCUCAAUAUGACCCCAGAGGCUGGCUUGCACCGUGCUGUUUCGACCAUUGAAAGCACCCACGAGUUUGGUCACCAAGUCUACAAGGCCAUGGCCAAGAACAACAGUUCAUGGGUGAUUUUCAACCUGGCUGCUUAUUACUGGCGGGAGAAGGGCGCUGCUGCCGAGGCUGUCGAAUGUGUGCGCAGAGCACUACACUUCUCUCCCCGGGAACACAAAGACGUGGCCCUCAUCAGCCUGGGAAAUAUUCUGCAUCGUUCCCAUCUGUCCGAAGAGGCAGCCAUCGUUGUACACGCAGCUGUGGAUACUGCGCCUGACAAUGCUAUUUGUCAUUUUACCCUGGGCAACAUUUAUGCAGUGCUGGCAGACUACAACAAAAGUGUCAUCUGCUUUGAAAACACUCUGAAAGUUCAACCGGACUUUAAGAAUGCGAAGCAGCGGUUGCAUGCAGUCCUGUGUCACAGCAAACUUGAGGCAGCAUUAGAAGCCCAGCACAAUUCCUUGCAGAGAAUGUUAGGCCAAUUGCACGAGUACCAGGAGCGGCGUGAGUUAUGGCUUCAAAAGAGUGAGCAGCUUAUUGGAGAGCAGGCAUCCCCAGAGCGCACACUGGAGCAGCAUGUCCUGUACCAGGAACACCGGCUCAGGCAGAAGCCUAACCAACAACAAAAGGGGCACAGCUGCUUUCAGUUGGAGCGCAAUGGGCAUGCCUUAUUGAGUUGCAACGUGAAUCACAUCCCAUAUCAUGUGGACAGCUUGCAUGACUUGGGUCUCAACCAGCAGUUUGUACAAGCUGUGGAAUCGCGAGCUUCACGCCUCAUCCACAAGGUCCACCUGCGCAGUUCGUCUGUGCACCCAGAACAGUGCCGACGCACAUAGUGUCGACCCUUCUGUGAGAAUCACCCACGAAAAUGUAACAGCACCACCCAAUCAGGUUACAGUUACAAGGAAGCACGUCUUCUGAAAUGGGGAACAGAAUUGAAGAUAGGUGUUCGUAAAUGGAACGGGAUACUCUCCUGACAGUUUACAAUUCAAUAAGGCCAUGUCAAGCCAUCAUUGAUGUUCUUCGAGAAAUGCAAAGAGAUUGUGCACUUGACAGUAUCUGUGUUCAAGUAGGAUUCAAAUAAAGGUACUUUACUUGUGUGAA
Ornithodoros turicata is the source of this 1926-nucleotide messenger RNA. Its product is annotated as tetratricopeptide repeat protein 17-like. Gene Ontology annotation, molecular function: protein binding. The coding region runs from base 288 to 1658 and encodes 456 amino acids. Gene Ontology annotation, biological process: actin filament polymerization. Gene Ontology annotation, cellular component: cytoplasm; actin cytoskeleton. The record is from RefSeq and is a predicted model, not a curated record. NCBI's taxonomy places the organism in Eukaryota, Metazoa, Arthropoda, Arachnida, Ixodida, Argasidae. The transcript is spliced from 9 exons.